GGCAGCAUCUGGGGGCUGGGGGUGAACGCAACCAAGCUUGAUCUGGGUGCAGGCAAGAGAACUCCAAGUUAAGUCAGGAAAACUAACCAGACACCCAAUCAUGUCUCUUGCAUUUCUGUUUUCCACCCUUCUCCUCACCUUUGAACUUUUCCAUCUUUGGCAGUCGGUGGGUUUCACUUUGGUCAUCCUCCUCAUCUUUCUUGAUGUUGAUUUGCGAGCCGGCGAGAUGAUCCUGGAAGCUAGAGCAAGGCAGAGACACUAUGCGGCACGGCGGUCAUCAUUGUACCAGGUAGGAAAGAGGGACAACAAUAAAGGGGUUUUCCUGGUGCUUGGUUGCUGGUAAGCUUUACAUUGGUCUGCGUGACAAUGCUGGCUGUUCUUGUUCGGCGUCUCUCUCGUCUUUGUUUACUUUGGUGGGGCGUACCCCUGGGAAAAGCCCCACUCCUUCCAACGCAGUGAGGACCUAUGCAACCGAAACACCGUCAUGUCUCGUCCGUCGUUGUGCGAAACAAAUUCCUUGCCUUGUGCCAAAGCGGUCAUGAGGGUUCAUUCAAUCCAGAGGUACCAAUGCAUAGAAGACUCAUUUCGAUCCAUCUCAGUCCCAGACAUCUCCCUCGCGUUGUUGAGGUACCUAGGU
Molecule: messenger RNA, 637 nt
Organism: Neurospora hispaniola
Lineage: Eukaryota; Fungi; Ascomycota; Sordariomycetes; Sordariales; Sordariaceae
Exons: 1
Coding region: 101-343 (80 amino acids)
Source: RefSeq, a predicted model, not a curated record